GAAAUUUUGGGUCGGGGCACACCGCGCCCGCAGCCGCUCCUGAAGCGGUCUGAAGCACGCCGCGAUCGGGCGCCGCUCAAAUGCAUGCGCGCGCAGCGUAGCAGCGAAAGCGGCGCGGCCGGGGCUGGCGGAUGGAGCGGAGGCGGCGGAGCCAGUCGAGUCGAAGCGCCGUAGCACCGCGUGGUCCGGUCGAUUAGUUAGACGGUCGAGAGUCGGUCAGUUCGAGGGUACGUGACACCCGCGCAGGAUACAACCCACGCAAGAAAGAGGAUGGCGCUAUUCCGCUUUACCACGAAACGCUGCCUCGACGUGCAGAAAAUAACGUCGACGAUUUUCGUGCGACAGCUUACUGAUGCAUCCGCGGAUCUUAAGAAGGUUCUUACUGACAGGAUCCCGAAGGAGCAGGAGCGGGUCAAAGCCUUCCGUAAGGAUCAUGGAUCCACCAAAGUCGGAGAAGUCACCGUUGACAUGAUGUAUGGCGGUAUGCGUGGCAUCAAAGGCCUCGUGUGGGAGCCAUCGGUACUGGAUCCGGAGGAGGGCAUCCGGUUCCGCGGGAAGUCGAUUCCCGAGUGUCAGAAACUCCUGCCGAAGGCGUCCGGCGGCGCAGAACCGCUCCCGGAGGGUCUCUUCUGGCUGCUAAUUACCGGCGACGUACCUACAGAGGCGCAAGUGAAGGCCAUCUCGCAGGAAUGGGCAUCCAGGAGCUCAUUGCCCGAGCAUGUGGUCAAGGCCCUCAACAAUUUUCCCAAGAGUAUACAUCCUAUGACGCAGUUCUCUGCGGCAAUCACGCUGCUGAACAGCGAGAGCGAAUUUGUUAAGGCGUAUAACAAGGGUGUGCACAAGAGCAAGUACUGGGAAAGCGUGUACGAGGACUCGAUGAACCUGAUUGCCAAGUUACCGGUGGUGGCUGCCACUAUUUACCGCAAUAUCUAUAAGGGUGGCAAAGGUCUGGGUUCCGUCGACGCUGGCCGAGACUGGUCCUGGAAUUUCGCCAACAUGCUUGGCUAUGAUAAUCCGCAAUUUAUCGAGCUGAUGCGUCUCUACCUGACGAUCCAUUCGGAUCACGAAGGUGGUAACGUGUCCGCUCACACCACUCAUUUAGUGGGAUCCGCCUUAUCAGAUCCGUACUUAUCUUUCGCCGCCGGUAUGAAUGGUCUGGCCGGACCACUGCAUGGUUUGGCUAAUCAAGAAGUAUUGGUGUGGCUGGAAAAGUUGCGCGGUCAGGUCGGCGACUGUCCCAGCGAUGACAAACUCAAGGAGUUCAUCUGGAAAACAUUGAAGAGCGGCCAGGUCGUGCCUGGUUAUGGACACGCCGUUCUUAGGAAAACCGAUCCGAGGUACACCUGCCAGAGAGAAUUUGCGCUGAAACAUUUGCCAGAUGAUUCGUUAUUCAAGCUCGUCGCGCAAGUGUACAAGGUGGUGCCGCCAAUCUUGUUGGAAACUGGCAAGGUAAAGAACCCAUGGCCGAACGUGGACGCACACUCGGGCGUGCUGUUGCAAUACUACGGCAUGAAGGAGAUGAACUAUUACACGGUCCUGUUCGGCGUGUCGCGCGCGUUGGGCGUGCUCGCUUCUCUCGUUUGGGACCGCGCCUUAGGAUUGCCCAUCGAGAGGCCUAAGUCCCUCAGCACAGAGCUCCUGAUGAAGGCUGUUAAGGCUUAAGGACUUUUCUCACUGGAUCGACGAUCGAUUAUCAGCAUCACCUCGGAGUCUCGUCGUCCUGACCUCGAUUUUAUUCGAGCGUCAAACGCGGCGUCGGGAACUUUGAUAGGAUCAUUUUGAUACCACUUCGACGGAAACACCUCAACGAGCCCACGCCUUAUUGAGCAAAUGAGAGUACGAUUGGGAGAGAGCGAAAGAAUGAGAAAGUGAAAAAUGAAAGAAACACAAGGCUAGGUAUUAAACACGACAAAUAAUUACACCUAAUGUAUUAUCUAAAUGUAGAAUUAUUAAGAGCAGAUACAUCAAUGUUCCCCGUCAACGAAUUCGCGUUAAUUCUCUUCCUACUGUCGAUACUUUCUCAAGUAUGAACGGCGACAAAUGGAUACGUUAAUCACACAAAUACACAUAAUUAAUUGUAUGAAUAUACAUAUAUGAUAUAACGUGAUUUAAAAAUUUUAACUGUCAAACUAAAUUCUUACAAAGUAUCCCAGUGAACAAUAAGGCGUCUUUAAAACGCCUAAAAGACGUCAUAAAAUUCUGUAGGACGUCCGAAAAAUUUACUAAAAGGCGUCUUUAAGGCGUCUUUAAGACUUUGUCUUUUAGUAGUCUUAUUACACGUCUGUCAGACGUCAUAUUAGACAUAUUUUAGACAUUUUGAUGGAUGUCUCUCGGACAUUCCUUAUAAUGGUCUAUAAGACGUCUUUGAGACAUUCUACAAUGUCAUUGUUCAGACAUUUUUCAGAUUAAUUUUGGACAUUACGAUUUUUCUGGAUUAAAUUAGGUUAUAUUGACAGAGUUUCGAUAUACACACACACACAC
Messenger RNA from Cyphomyrmex costatus, 2481 nucleotides. RefSeq names its product citrate synthase (gene kdn). The record is from RefSeq and is a predicted model, not a curated record. NCBI's taxonomy places the organism in Eukaryota, Metazoa, Arthropoda, Insecta, Hymenoptera, Formicidae. Gene Ontology annotation, biological process: carbohydrate metabolic process; tricarboxylic acid cycle; citrate metabolic process. The transcript is spliced from 4 exons. Gene Ontology annotation, cellular component: mitochondrial matrix. The coding region runs from base 271 to 1662 and encodes 463 amino acids.